Anthonomus grandis grandis is the source of this 606-nucleotide messenger RNA. RefSeq names its product 50S ribosomal protein L27 (gene mRpL27). The record is from RefSeq and is a predicted model, not a curated record. Bases 125 to 553 code for a protein of 142 amino acids. Gene Ontology annotation, cellular component: mitochondrial large ribosomal subunit; ribosome. Gene Ontology annotation, biological process: translation. The transcript is spliced from 3 exons. NCBI's taxonomy places the organism in Eukaryota, Metazoa, Arthropoda, Insecta, Coleoptera, Curculionidae. Gene Ontology annotation, molecular function: structural constituent of ribosome.
ACCUCCUAUAUAUUGUUCUAUAAAUAUAACCUUAAAAAAACAAAUAAUUCAUAAUUUUUCACUGAACCAUUCACACAUUUAUUAUUUUACGUUAUUUCUGUAGCUUAAAAAAGAGUAAAAAGUCAUGAAUUCGCUUCUAAAUAUCCCCCAAGGCAUUUUCCAGAACUCCAAAACCGUCUUAGCUAAUAUUGUAAGGAAUGCAAGUAAAAAAACGGGAGGCUCCACGCGAAACACGAGCCCCAAAUGCAAACCAAAACAUAGAGGUUGGAAAGUGCAGGACGGAGAAAUGGUUUCGGUUCACACAAUAUUGGCCACCCAAAGGGUACUCAGGUUUCAUCCUGGUCGAAAUGUAGGCCUAGGACGUGACGGCACUCUCUUUGCCAUAAUACCGGGAAAAGUGAUGAUAACAUGCGAAAAAACCGACCCAAACUGGGACCACACCUGGGUCCAAAGAUGCCACGGACACAGAAAAGGUACGGAGUUCUAUAAAAAAUAUUUUAACGUUAUACCGCAGAAACAACAUCAGAACUUUAAUUUGAUUGAUCAAAUUUAAUUGUAAAUAUCUAUAGUCUGUUAGGUAGUAAAAUAAAGAGUCAUUUUAACAUU